Molecule: messenger RNA, 3030 nt
Organism: Daphnia carinata
Lineage: Eukaryota; Metazoa; Arthropoda; Branchiopoda; Diplostraca; Daphniidae
Gene: eIF5B
Product: eukaryotic translation initiation factor 5B-like
Molecular function (GO): GTP binding; GTPase activity; translation initiation factor activity
Source: RefSeq, a predicted model, not a curated record
AUAGGUUGCUCAGUUAAACUUGGCAACGUCACCUACUGUCGGCUGUAGAUUGAGUCUAGACCGAAAGGACUUCGUGAUUAACACCGUGGUUGCUGUUAACCCCUGACAUUUCAGAGCAAAUUCAUGCAAUAAAACAUCUGUAACAGAAGAAGAAGAAAAUGACAAAAAAAAAUUCAAAAAAAGUAAAAGAAGACUCGGAUGAAUUAGCAAUAGCAUCACCCACAUUUCCAGAGCCAGAUAAUGAACCAGUAGAAGACAUUUUUGAGGAUGAAAAGUCUGAAAAGAAAAAGAAGAAGAAAAAAAAGAAAAACAAAGAUGACGAAGCUGAACCUGAACCUGAAGCUCCUGAAGCUCCUGAAAGGUCUGAAGAAGCAGAUGAUGACCAAGAUGAUAGAAAAAAUAAAAAGGACAAAUCUAAAAAGAAAAUCGACCCAAAAAAGGAGAAAAAAGGUGGCCCUGGAAAAAAAGCGCUGGCAGCCAUGCAAGAAACUCUCAGAAAAAUUAAAGAAGAGGAAGAACGUAUAAGGCGGGAAGAAGAGGAGGCUGAAAGAAAAGCAGAAGAGGAGGAACGAAUUAGACAAGAACAGGAACGGAAAGAACAGGAACGCCGAGAAUUAAGAAAACAACGUGAAAAGGAGAAAAAGGAGCGAUUGAAGGCUGAAGGAAAAUUUCUGACCCCAAAACAGAGGGCACAACAGGCCCGUUCACAAGCCUCUUUAGAGGUAUUGAGAGCGCAAGGCAUUGAUGUCCCCUUAAUUGGAGAAAAACGACCGAGGGCUGGUACAAGAAUCCGUUCGAACAAACAGCAACAAGCAACCGUUCAAACAGAAGAGCGCGCGACUUCGGAAGAAAAAACGGCUGAUCAAACAGCAACUGAAGAAACGUUAGUGGAGGAAGAAGUAGAAGAAGUCAAAGAAUCGUGGGAUGCAGAAUCGUCUUCGGAGGAAGAAGUCGAGGAGACACCAGUUCCCGAGGCCACCAUUGUUGUGCAAAAUCAGCCAAAGGCAAAGUCGGACAGUGAAGUCUCUGAGAGUAGUUCGGAGGAAGAAGAAUCUGACAGUAGCGAUGGUUCAGAUGACGAAGAAGAUACUAAAAAGACAGAUGCUGUUUCUAGGAGAGAAAGGGCGUUGAAUCGCAUUCAGAAAAGGCGAGAGGCUGCUGAAAAGAACAAAAAUCCUGACAUUUUACGAGCUCCUGUUGUUUGUGUUCUGGGUCAUGUGGAUACAGGGAAAACAAAAAUUCUCGACAAACUCCGGAGAACCCAUGUUCAAGAUGGUGAAGCGGGUGGUAUUACACAGCAAAUUGGCGCUACAAACGUUCCAAUUGAAGCAAUCCGCGAACAAUCCAAAAUGGUUAUCGGUUUCCAAGAAAUGCAGUUAAAAGUUCCAGGUCUUCUUAUCAUCGAUACUCCUGGUCACGAAUCUUUCAGUAAUCUACGUUCUCGUGGUUCCUCCCUAUGUGACAUAGCUAUCCUCGUUGUUGACAUUAUGCACGGCCUUGAACCCCAAACCAUCGAAUCCCUUAAUUUACUGAAAGCCAAGAAGACUCCUUUUGUUGUUGCACUAAACAAAAUUGAUAGGUUGUACGACUGGAUCUCGAAUCCUAGAAAAGACGUUAAAGAUUUAAUCAAAUCGCAAGGAAAGAACACUCAGUUGGAGUUCCAAGAUCGGUGCAAGUUAGUGAUAACCCAGCUAGCUGAACAGUCCAUGAAUGCUGCCGUCUUCUACGAGAAUCCCGAUUCUCGAUCCUACGUCUCCAUGGUUCCAACAAGUGCUGCUACUGGUGACGGUAUGGGUAAUCUCAUGGCGCUCAUUGUUGAUUUGACCCAAACCGCAUUAGCUAAAAGGCUGAUGUAUACGGACGAGCUUCAAGCGACUGUUUUGGAAGUAAAGGCCAUCCCUGGCUACGGAACCACAGUGGACGUCAUUCUUGUUAAUGGCACCUUGCAUGAGAGCGAUACAAUCGUUUUGGCUGGAACGGACGGCCCCAUAGUGACGCAGAUUCGGUCUCUUCUUUUACCGCAACCCAUGAAAGAAUUGCGAGUUAAGAAUACGUAUACUGAGCCAAAAGAAGUUCGAGCGGCCCAAGGUGUCAAAAUCACAGCAAAAGAUUUGGAAAAAGCCAUUGCCGGCUUAAAUCUACUUGUUGCAUACCACCCGGAUGAAGUAGAAAUCUGCAAGGAAGAGGUAGCUCAUGAGCUGAAAUCUGCAUUGGGAAGAAUCAAACUCCAGGAUCGAGGCGUCUAUGUUCAAGCCUCUACUUUAGGUUCACUAGAAGCUCUUUUGGAGUUCUUGAAAACUUCUGAAAUUCCUUAUGCGAAUAUCCGUAUUGGUCCUGUGGUGAAAAAGGAUGUCAUGAAAGCCUCGACGAUGCUGGAGCAUAAUGACCAGUAUGCCGUAAUUCUAGCCUUCGAUGUCAAAAUAGAACGUGAUGCUCAAGAAAUGGCGGAUUCCGUCGGUGUGAAAAUUUUCCAAGCCGAUAUUAUCUAUCAUCUGUUUGACAGUUUUAUGAAAUAUCGCGACGAGUUGAAGGCAAAGAAAAGAGAAGAGUUUAAAGAUAUUGCCGUUUUCCCCUGCAAGUUAAGAAUUCUCCCGCAGUUCAUUUUCAACACAAGGGACCCGAUCGUGGUUGGCGUGGUAGUGGAGAGCGGAAUUGUGAAGGAGGGCACACCGCUGUGCGUUCCAUCGAAAGAGUUUGUCAACAUUGGCAUCGUCACUAACAUUGAAGUGAAUCACAAACCCAUCGAAUCGGCCCGUAAAGGUCAAGAAGUUUGCAUCAAAAUCAGCCCGACGCCGGGCGACAGUCCUAAACUCUAUGGCCGCCACUUUGAUCACACCGAUCUGCUCGUUUCCAAGAUUAGCCGCGAAUCGAUCGACGCCUGCAAAGAGUAUUUCCGCGACGAUUUGCAGAAGCCCGAUUGGCAGUUGAUGGUCGAGUUGAAGAAGCUCUUUCAAAUAUUGUGAUUCAAUUUGGACUUUGAUUUUUGAAUCCUUCAUUAUACAUUGGUGGAAGCUGCCGUGGUGCACUGGA